UAAAUCUCAAGUUCGAUAAAGUAGCAUCAAAAAUGAAAGUAGCAAUUGUAGCCUUCGCUUUCCUGGCCGUCGCCUUCGCCGCCCAAUCCGAUGAGCAAGCUCCAAUCGUCUCCCAAGACUCUGAAGUCAACUUUGAUGGAUCUUACCAUCACUCUUAUGAGACCGGAAACGGAAUCUCCGCCCAAGAACAAGGUGUGUUGAAGAACGCCGGAAGCAAGGAUGGUGAAGCCGAAGAAGUCCAAGGAUCUUACCAAUACACCGCUCCAGAUGGUACUCCAGUUAAGGUACAAUACGUCGCCAACGAAUUCGGUUUCCAACCACAAGGAGACCAUCUUCCAGUUGCCCCAACUCCACCACCAGUACCAGCUGCCAUCCUCAGGGCUUUGGAAUACAUCCGUACCCACCCACAAGAACCAGAAAAGAAAUUCUAAGAAGACUGCCAUAUAUGCUCCGAUUUUGGAUACAUAACUAUUUUGAAACUACACUCGUUCAUUUUAUAAAUG
Molecule: messenger RNA, 503 nt
Organism: Nicrophorus vespilloides
Lineage: Eukaryota; Metazoa; Arthropoda; Insecta; Coleoptera; Silphidae
Product: endocuticle structural glycoprotein SgAbd-2-like
Exons: 2
Coding region: 33-431 (132 amino acids)
Cellular component (GO): chitin-based extracellular matrix
Molecular function (GO): structural constituent of chitin-based larval cuticle
Source: RefSeq, a predicted model, not a curated record